CUGCCCUCACACCAGAAGACUAAAUUUUUUUUUUUUCGUUGUAAAAGGCUGUUGUCUUACGGCGCUGCGUUCGCUGGGCGCGCUCGCAAGGUUGUCGGGAAGUCGAGUUGAACCUGGUUGGACCGAAAUCGUUCGGGCUGUGUGAGGAAAAAAAAAGUGUCUAUUCUCCCUCUCCCGCUAAACUCACCCAAACAACAGGUGCCGAUAAAGGAAGAACCAAGCCUCACGCUCUUUCGGCUUUACGGGUGAGAGCGCAUCUACGAAAAAAAAAAAAAAGAGUGGGCGAGAGAGGUUCCGCUCAAGUACGGCAUGAGCUCGUCGCGGGUCAGAACCAUGUCGUUGCUCAUCGUGCUCAGUGGUAUCGGGGCGGCCGUGGCCGCCGCGCUUUUGUACCGGUAUCUGAACCGUCGGUACCGACCCCCCGUGCUUCUCGAAGACCCCGAGACCAAGUACACGGUCAAACUGAUCGAGCGCGAGGAGAUCAGCCACGAUACGAGGCGCUUCCGAUUCGCCCUGCCUUCUACAGAGCACGUACUGGGACUGCCCACUGGUCAGCACAUCUACCUAGUCGCCACCGUCAACGGUCAGAUAGUGCCCCGGCCUUACACGCCCGUGACCAGCGACAAGCAUCAGGGUUACUUCGACCUCGUCGUCAAAGUGUACUUCCGUAACGUGCACCCAAAGUUUCCCGAAGGUGGCAAGAUGUCUCAACACCUGGAGAGCUUAAGCGUCGGCGACACCAUACAGGUGCGCGGACCGUCGGGUUUGAUACGGUACGAAGGACGAGGCAAGUUCGCCAUCAAACCCGACAAGAAGUCGCCGCCCCAGAGCUAUCAGGCUAACGAGAUCGGUAUGAUCGCUGGAGGCACUGGCAUCACUCCAAUGCUUCAGAUCAUCCGGCAAGUGUUCAGUGACCCGGAGGACAAGACCAACUGCGCGCUGAUCUUUGCCAACCAGACCGAGGACGACAUCCUCCUUCGUCCUGAACUGGAAGAAGUUCUUCGGCAGAACCCUGGCCGCUUCCGUCUCUACCUGACUGUGGAUCGGCCCAAGGACUGGGGACGCAAGGGCGUAGGAUUCGUCAGCGCUGACAUGAUUGAGCGCAACCUUCCGGCACCGUCCGACAAAUCCAUUAUCCUCAUGUGCGGUCCUCCGCCCAUGAUCAACUUCGCCUGCAAGCCUAACCUGGAGAAACUGGGCUACAGCCCUAAGCGAUGCUUUGCCUACUAAAUGCCAUUUAUUGCCACUGGGGUGUUGGGUAGGGGUAGGUGUCUAAGUUGAAUUGUAGAGUUUUGUUCUGUACGCCUUGUUUUGUCUGUCAUUGGUCGACGGUUGGCAUCUUUAGACCUUACCGUAAAAAGAAAUACGGAACACUGUUCCUUUGUCUUCACGCCAACACACUUCAUGUCAUUGGUGCUGUCCGUGUAAGAGGCCAUAGCACAUUUGAUACGGCCAGUCACAGAGGAUUAAUACGUAAUAGUAUAACGUAUUACAGUUAUGCUUGCUGGUAUCAGCUGGUAUUGGAAAAAACAAAUGAACUUCCAGCUUUGUGUGGUUCAUGCUGGGUAUGUCUAAUAAUGAGGUUUUUACAGGGCAGGUUAUUUCUUAGAUACUGCUUAUGCAAUGUUUUUCAGAGCCAUCCUAUGACCGCUGCUUGCCAAUGAUCCUCGUAAGAACAUGGCAUUGUAACACGUGCUUUAAUAUUUGUUUAGCUUCUUGGUGAAUUAUACGCCGCUUAGUUCUCACUACCUGGUGGUUUUAUUGAUUGUUGUCUAUGCCUAAACAUCUACCUUCUAACCAAACUGUCUCAUUGAUUUUUCUUGUCAUAUGUUCAAGACCUGCUGGUUCCAGAAGCUCUGAAGAGUUUCUAAAACUUUUGUCUGCUGCGUAUCCAAUCUUAUAUGGCUGGACAUCUACGCCCUCCUAUAGUCAAUGUCAUUUUUAUAAGUACACAUAUAUAAGGUGCUCCAACACAGCCUUUGGAUUUGCUUCAAUAUUGUACCGCAUCCUGGACAUUUCAGAACAGCCAAGGUAGUAAUUGCAUUUAUGGCUUAUGCAUAACGAGUCCUUAGAUGAACGCUGUGGUUUGGUGAUAAGGAGAUGGAUUGGAAAAACAUAACAGCAUUCUCAGUGCUGAUAUAUUGGUAAGUAUUCUCUAGUAGUAUCGAGAAUAUGUCGCAUAGAUGGUGCCAUCUUGUACUUCCUUUCAUGUGUGUUUAAAAGCAGGCAUGCAUUAGCAUAUGAGAAAAGAAUAAAAGCAGAAUGUCCUUGAUUGGUUUGGGUGAUGCCAUCACGCACGCGUAUAGGUGACUGACAGUCUUGUUGUGACAGCCGUUUUAGGAGCUUCUAACUCUCCCGAUACUGUGAUUUUAUGCUUUGCAGAAAUUUGUCUUGUGAUGGCCCCUGGCUUGAUAACUCUAAGAUCAUUUUCUAGCUUCAACCUGCAACCACGUAUCCAGCCUGUGUGAAGUCUCAUCGACUUCAGUGCCCAAAACUAUGUUGUCAAUAUCUUGCUCAAUAUUUAUCAUCAGAAUUUUUUUCCCUGGUACUGCUGAGCAGCGAAAAUACCAUAGUGCUGAUAUCUCAAGUCAACUUUGUUUCCUGUUAACACAUGAUAGCCUGCUACAGCCUAGUGUAUCAGUUCGAGUAAUCCAAGUACCGGUUACAAUUUUCUAUAUCAGCAUGAUGAAAGCAUUUUGUGGGCUGGAGUUUGUUCUUAGGUUUAUUCAGGUACAACAUUUUAAUAAGCAGCAUUGAGUAUUUAUACAAUUUAUGUUAAUAUUUAAAUAAUUUGACAGACAAAUUUGUACACCUCAUACGAAAGUAUUUUGUUUGAAGUGCACUUCAAAUUAACAGUUCUAUGUUUCAAAAAAGUACUAAAUACCACCCUUAUUCGGUGUACACUAAAGUCUGAUUGCAAUGUGUAAUUGUAACCAUUUUGAUCAAUGACACAAGCUGUGAUAAUUGCUGCCUUUUUUUGACCAGCUAUAUUGCUGAAUCGGCCUCCUUUGAGCUCAUUGGCAUUUUCUUUCAUUUUUUCUUGUUAACUAUGCUUUUUUACAGUUGCUAAUAACUUCACUCACAGAAGAAGAGGAGCUUGUCUAUGUUUGUUGCAUUUGGCUCAGUUGUUUAUUGGAAGGUACGUGCUUUCAAAAAUUGCAUUCUGGAACAUACUUGGCUGAUUGCCCAAAUAUUAUUGUAGUUUAGUAACUAUGAUAACUAUGAACUUGUGCAUUGAAUAGCAAUUCAGGAAUGGGUCAGAGAUGCUAUCCUUCUGCUUUAGAAUCACUAUCAAGUAUGCGUCACUGAUGCAAGGCUCAUUGCAAAGUGAUUUUUUCAUAAGACGGCCAUGUUAUGUAAUCACAUGCAUAAUGAAUGCAUAUGUGGUGAAUGCCUUCGUGUGGGCAGUUUCAAUGUGCCCUCUGUGCUUGACUGGAUGCAUUCCUGAAUCUAAAUGGGGCUGACACUGUUUUGAAUUUAUGUAAAUGUGAGUGUGAUGGAACACUGUCUGCUUUAGGCAAAAGAAAUGUCACUAUGUCAAGUGGUUAGUGACCAAUAUACCACAAAAGUUUGCCCAUUGAUAUCCAUACAGAUAAAAUGCUCACAUUCAACCUGAAGUCACCUCACUGUAAACAUCUGUUCUAAUAGCCGCAUCACGUUUAGUAGUACUGUGCAGGACAUAGAACAGAGGUAAAGUCAUCUGUUUAUGUGACACCUGAAUUAUAUAUGAGCAAAAGAGAAAUUGUGGUGGGUUUUAAAACAUGUGCCAAGCAAAAAUAUGUUAUGAGUGUUCUGGUGUACAUAAUAUACAAAAGGUGCUAUUUGGCUAAUGUAUCACGCAAUGAAUGUGCUUUUUAGUGAGGGCGGCAGAUUGUGCACUAAGUGAUGUGGUUAAUUUAUAUAUCGAUUGAGUAUCACUAUCGUAUGUCGAUAUUCUGUGUUGCCUGUGUGGGCAUGUUUCUGAUUUGUUUCGGAAAUGACUGUACCUUCUUUGCGCACAUCGGGUGUUCACUGAGAAGUUUUCCUGUGAGUAGACGCACAAAGACUCCAGAUUUAUCGCUAACAGCUGUUGAGAUUCUGAUAGAGCUUCAUAGUACACUCUUGCCUACAGUCUUGUACCUGUGGUUAUGGAACAAUAUAAGGAAGUAUGAGUGUAAUUGGAGUAUAGGUGAUGUAUUUAAUCAUUUAGGUAUAAAGUUAUGAGAAUACGUUUUUUCCAUGCCAGAGCCUGUUUGGGCCAUUAGAGGUGUGAUCAAAAUGCUAGCGAAGUAGAUUGUCGAGCUUCAUAUUCCUUUUUUGUCUGUAAUUCAUUAGUAAACUAAGAUCUCUGUAUAUUCUGCAUUCACUGUAUUGCAGAUGAUGUUCUGAUAAAUUUGCACCUUCAAGUUUUUUAUUGUUGUACUUGUCCUGUUGAAAACUCUGUAAAAAGUACAUUUUUAUGUUUUUCAAAUCAUAGAAGCCAUUCUUUUUAACGAGCUAAAAUAUUUACUUUCAUUAAUUGCAUUGUCUUUUACACGCACAAGUAGUUGCAAUUCAUAUUAUUUCAGUGUUUUUGGCUUUGCCGAUGUUGUAAUGUUAUUGACAUGUUAGAAAGUUCCCUCAUUUGUUUCGCUUGUUGUUGCGUGGCCAGUAGUAGUGACGCACUAGGGGCAUACGAACUGUACAGAAACAUAUUUUUGUGGAUUGUUUGUUGAUGCAGUGCGAGACUGCAUACACAAGUGCACCGAAACUGCGGACCGUCCCAACCACCAGUUACUUGUGUCAUGUUUAACCUAAGCCCUAACUUAUUUUUGCAAGAAGGAAAUGUUAUGCAGAUUGAUGCAAACCAACACUUUUGCAUUGUUAUUUCUUUCCGACUGUUUCUCAUGGUUGUUGUAGUGAAUAAAACACACUUGCUUCACUCUGCA
Molecule: messenger RNA, 4907 nt
Organism: Rhipicephalus microplus (southern cattle tick)
Lineage: Eukaryota; Metazoa; Arthropoda; Arachnida; Ixodida; Ixodidae
Product: NADH-cytochrome b5 reductase 3
Cellular component (GO): mitochondrion
Molecular function (GO): FAD binding; oxidoreductase activity
Source: RefSeq, a predicted model, not a curated record